GGAAGUAUGUGGGAGGCGGCAGCAACAUUAAGGUGGCUAUGAAACUUCACUGAGAUCACGUGAAUGGGAAUUUGUUCUUAAGAAAAUUGAAGGAAUGAGUUUUAUUCGGUUUCUCGUAUACCCUUGUACCUUGAAAUAGACACUUCCUCCUAGAGCUCAGAGGCUGCUGCAGACCAGCUGCAAGGGAAGACGACCCCAUGGUUUUUUGGUGCAUGGACGGUGUGGCUGUGCUGCCAUGUGUCUUGGUUAUUUGGUCCUCUGCUGCAUUUAUUGCCUCUUACAUCUUUGCAGUGCUUGAGGGACAUGUGGUGGCUUUUGUACCUUAUAUAAGUGACACUGGCACAUGCGUUCCGGAAAGUGGACUGUUUGGAUUUAUGAUCAGUGUCACUGCCAUGUUAGGUGCUGCUACAAUGUAUGCAAGGUAUAAAGUGAUCCAGGCUCAAAAUUUGAGAAUCUCUUUCCUGAGCGACUGGUUCAACUUGACAUCAUUGCUAAUUGGAGUACUUGGCUCUAUUGGGAUGGGCUUAGUGGCUUCCUUUCAGGAGACAUCUGUUACAACAGUGCAUGAUGUGGGAGCCCUCCUCACCUUCACCUGUGGAGUUGCAUAUAUAUGUCUUCAAUCCAUUAUCACCUUCAAAGCCUGCCCGCCAUGGAGUAAAAAGGGAGUAUGCUAUAUACGAAUGACUAUUUCUGUGAUAUCAUUUAUUGCUUUAUUUCCUAUGAUAAUAUGUGCCUCAUAUGAUGGUAUGAAAUUUUACCGUUGUGUAACUGGUGAAGAGCCCUCGCCAUAUCACCAGGCAAGUGCAGUCUGUGAGUGGAUCGUAGCUUUUGGAUUUGUUACCUUCUUCCUCACUUACAUAAAGGAAUUUCAGGGUGUUACUUUGAAAAUUUCUACAGAAAUCCAUGAUGAUUUUUGACAAUUGCUCCAGUUCAGUGUUAUAGAAGGAUGGAAUAUUUAAUCAAGACUUUAGAAGUCAAUGAGUACAUUAGCAGUACACAGGUUGCACUGUCUGCUUUGUUUGCAGAUAAAUAACAUUUACUGGGUGUCUUUUAUUAAAUUAUGUCAGUCCAACAUUUCUAAAUGUUUUUGU
Molecule: messenger RNA, 1091 nt
Organism: Bufo bufo (common toad)
Lineage: Eukaryota; Metazoa; Chordata; Amphibia; Anura; Bufonidae
Gene: DRAM1
Product: DNA damage regulated autophagy modulator 1
Exons: 7
Coding region: 198-917 (239 amino acids)
Biological process (GO): regulation of autophagy
Cellular component (GO): lysosome
Source: RefSeq, a predicted model, not a curated record